CAAGAUGCGAAACUCUGUUAGGUACCCAAAAACCCCCAAACUUACUAGAAAGAAAAAACGUGGAGAAUCUUGUCUUGGUGACCAAAACUCCAAACAUGAAAGGAAUAGGAGGACCGCUUCUAUGCAUAGGUGAUUUGCUCAGCGAUCUUGGAGAAUCGGAUGACACUGCAACUCCACACCACCAUGAAACCCCUCUCUCAUCUUCUCCCUCUUCAAUUUCAAGCCCCACUAACGCCCCUCAAGCCUUGGACCUUACCAAGUUCUUUCAGGAAGACUACGACCACUUGAAUGAGGCACUUUCUGGUACAGACCACUCCUGGACGGCUCUAACUCUAAAGUUAUGCUCUGCGCUAGAAACUGCAAACGAAUUGGUCCUGUCCACGAACUCAAAUGCCAGGUUGUUGUCAGAGAAGGUUGGAGAGCUGGAGAAAAUUGUCAAGAAAGGAGACUCUGCCAUAUCAUCAGCCAAGGCAAUCCAUCUCUUUUUGAAACAAAAGCAAGGACUAUUUAUUGCCAGUCAAAAUAUCAAAUAAUCAUGGUCUUAUUAGGAUCAAAGUUACUGAAUAUCAGAUUUACAGGAUGUUUUUAUGUUGUCAGGAAUGUACAAAGUCCCACAUCUUUGUUAAGGAUAAGGAAAAAAAAUCAUUCUGGGAGCUGUGGAAUGUGAAACUUUUUUAACA
Molecule: messenger RNA, 680 nt
Organism: Quercus robur (English oak)
Lineage: Eukaryota; Viridiplantae; Streptophyta; Magnoliopsida; Fagales; Fagaceae
Exons: 3
Coding region: 96-533 (145 amino acids)
Source: RefSeq, a predicted model, not a curated record